Molecule: messenger RNA, 3312 nt
Organism: Macrosiphum euphorbiae (potato aphid)
Lineage: Eukaryota; Metazoa; Arthropoda; Insecta; Hemiptera; Aphididae
Source: the annotation of a GenBank genome assembly
AUGGCACCGAAUGCCCAUGAAUCAGAGGGCCGCCCCGCCGCCGUCGAACCCGACGUGCUGUCAGACGAGUUCGGUUUCCGGCCCGAAGACAUCGUCAUAUCCGGUUUUUCCGGCCGCUUUCCCGAAUGCGACAGCAUCGACGAGAUGAGGCAGAAGCUGUACGCUGGCGAGGACAUGGUCAACGGAGAACCCAGGAGAUGGCCAACGGGUCUGUAUGGCGCCAUCAUGAGGACUGGAAAAAUGAAGGACAUUACCCAAUUCGACGCUGAAUUUUUCGGCUACCCUCCUGCUUUGGCUGAACGUAGUGACCCGCAACAGAGAAUGUUGUUGGAAGUUGUUUACGAAGCAAUUGUCGAUGCAGGGCUUCAUCCGAUGGCUUUGAAGGGAACCCGAACCGGUGUAGUUGUGGCUCUGUCAUCCAGUGAAACGUGUGAUUGGUGGUCCAAAGACCCAGAGAUUGUUAAUGGUUAUGAAUUUAUAGGCACUUCGAGAACGAUGAGUGCUAACCGUGUGUCCAACUACUUCGACCUAAAGGGACCAAGCUACUCCAUCGACACGGCUUCUUCUACCAGUUUGAUUGCUCUCCACCAUGGCUUCAAGCUCAUCCAAGAUGGCGUUUGUGAAAACUGUAUCGUGGCUGGUGUCGAUCUGGUGUUAAAUCCGACUGUGUCGCUCAUGUUCCAAAACCUGAACAUGUUGUCGCCCGGUGGCAAGUGCCGAUCGUUUGACGCUGAAGGCGAUGGAUACGUGAGGUCAGAGGGCGUUGUCGCCGUGUUAUUACAAAAAGCCAAAUCGUCGAAACGCAUCUACGCGGGUUUGUUGAAUACCGGAAGUAACGCUGACGGUUACAAAGACGAGGGCAUCACGUUCCCUUCUCAAGAAAUGCAAAUCUCUCUCUUUCGGCAAGUCCAAGAAGAGGUUGGCGUUAAAUCGACUGAUGUGGCUUUCAUGGAAGCUCAUGGAUCCGCUACUAAAGUGGGUGACCGUCAAGAAGUUGGCGCAAUCGUCGAAGUGUUCUGCAAAGGGAGGACAUCUCCACUUCUCAUCGGCGCUCUCAAGUCGAACAUGGGUCACGGUGAACCGGCUUCCGCCCUGUCCGCUGUCAUAAAAGUCCUCGUGGCCAUGGAAUGUAGACUUUUGCCACCCAACUUGCAUUACAACAUACCGAACCCGGACAUCCCGGCCCUAGUAGACGGGAGAUUGACCGUAGUGGAAAAAGUCGUUCCAUGGAACGGUGGUAUUGUUGCAGUCAACUCUUUUGGCGUGGGUGGUGCCAAUGGACAUUGUCUAAUGAAGUCGUACACCCAGGAGAAGAAAGAACUGCAAGUGCUGGAAGAGCAAUUACCUAGAUUGGUGGCUGUCUCAGCCAGAAACGAAAGUGCUAUAAAUUACAUGCUAAACCGAAUCGAUCAAAUGCCCAGGGACAAAGAGUUCUACGCCUUGUUGUAUGGAGUCCACAGCGAAAACAUAUUUGGCCACAAAUACAGAGGUUAUAUUCUGUUUAACGGAAUGUACGACAAGAACCGUCAGAUCGCUGAGUUUGACGGCCAAAAGAAACCAGUCGUUUUUGUUUUACCCGGUGCGGAGACCAACUGGUCUGACGUGGGUAACCAAUUAAAACGUUUGCACGUGUUCAAUGAGUCCAUCACGCAGAGUGCGAAUUUGUUGCAACAAAAAGGGUUCAAUUUACGUUCAGUGCUGAGAAAUACAGAUGCCAUAUCGAUAAGUGAUCCGUAUUUGUCCGUUGUGGCCACGACCGUUGUUCAAGUCGCUCUCUUGAACGUCCUAGCAAAACUGGAAAUAAAACCAGAUUACAUUGUCGGAGAAUCGUUUAGUGAACUAGCGGCCGCAUUCGCGGAGGGCGUUUUGACAGCAGAUGAAGCUGUUUUGUCGGCUUACGCUAUUGGUAGCGUAUUGGCUGAAGCAAAAAUCACUCCAAGUCAAAAUGCACCCGUAUUAUCAUCCCAGAACGUUUCAAAAGUCUCCAAACAAUUGAUGUCCGCUUUACAAGCCGUCAUCACUAAACCAAAGUCCAUUUCUUCUCGAUGGAUUAGCGCUUCGCAGUCAUUAGGAAAUCAACUGAUAUCAUCGACAUACUUUGUCAAUAGCUUAUCCACUCAGUUAUCACUUCAAGACUCGUUGGCGAAGUGCCCUGAAAAAGCAAUUUACGUUCAAAUCUUAGCCCAAACACGAACUCAAGACUACAUUGCAAGUAACUUAAACUCCGACGCCAAACACGUAAACCUGAUCAAAAAUUCCAACGAUAUGUAUAAACAGCUGUUAUUGAGUGUCGGAGACUUGUUUAAUGCAGGCCUUCAACCCCAAAUUGAACACCUAUAUCCGCCAGUGCAAUUCCCCGUGUCGGCACGUACCCCGAUGAUCCAAUCAUUAGUCGAAUGGGAUCAUUCUAUUAAAUGGAAAGUAGUUACAUUCUGCGGCAAGCCAUCUUCUAAAGCCGGCGAAAUCGUAUUAAACGUAGAUGUCAAUACCAAUAAUUUCAGCUUUUUGAAAAACAAUAGAAUAGACGACUUAUUCAUUUUACCUUACGCUGGUUAUCUGUCAUUAGUUUGGCAAGGUUUUGCCGAGUUAUUACGUCAAGAGCCAAAUGAACUGGCAGUUGUGUUCAAGAAUGUGGAAUUCUUAAGGAAGACGGUCAUCCCAGAACAUGGAGUUGUUAAGUUUGUUUUGAACGUACUGUCGUCUGGAGAAUUUGAACUCAAAGAAUCCGAUACGAUUGUAGCUUCUGGUCAAAUUAGCACUUCGACUACGAUUGAAAAGGAGUUCUUGAAGUUGGCGAUGCCCAAAAACAAAAAACCUCAACAUUUACCGUUGGAUUCGACAGACGUUUAUAAAGAAUUGCGUUUGAAAGGUUACGAUUACAACGGUCCAUUCCGAGGGAUCCAAAAAAUUGAUCACACAGGAUACCACGUCAAUUUCGAUGGAAAUUGGUUAGUAUUUUUAGAAAAUCUAUUUCAAAUACCAGUGUUGCAAUUGGAUAAUUAUAAUUUGUAUACUCCGAAAUUCGUAAAAAAAGUAGUCAUCGAUCCUACUAUACAACAAAAGCAAAAUGUCAUCCCAGCUAUUUAUCACAAAUACGUUGAUGUAAUUAAGGCCGGAAGCGUUGAAGUCAGUGGAUUAAAAUUAGAAGAGGUUCCAAUAAGAAAUAAAGGUCAAAAAGAUCCUAAUUUAGAGUUUUACACUUUCCAACCAUACGUUUCUGAUACGGUAAAUAAUAAAAUAUAUUGGUGUAAUACAAUAUUAUAUACCUACCUAAUGCUUAAUGUAUAUAAGCUAUGUGGAAAAAUGGUGUAA